AUGGCUAUAAAAUCCCACUCACUACGAGUCUUCUCCGCAGGUCCAAACGGCGGCAAUCCCCUUCGAGUCAUACUAGAUGCCCAAGUCAUGACCGACAAUGACAUGCAAGUACUAGCCAAAAGCCACGGCCACGAGUGCUGUUUCAUAUUCCCUGCGCCAUUGGACUCAAAAUACGACUACGAGUUCCGCUUCUGGGUCCCAGAUCAUGAAAUGGAGAUGUGUGGCCACGCAACCGUGGGAGCUGUUUGGUUACUGUCGAAGCUUGGAAUGUUAGCGAAAGACAACCUCCGGAUUGCAACUAAGAGUGGUAUCGUCGAGGCCACAAUCUCAGUGACAUCUGGAGAUGAAGAUGGAUGUGACGGCGAAGAGGAAGGGAUAUGGGUUGAAGUAUCCCAACCACCAGCGAAGAUGUUGGAAAACGUGCAACGACAAGACCAUAUCGAUGAGAUACUGUCCGUCUUGCGAAUCUUGAAGGAUGACCUUGUUCCGGGUUUAUCGAUUCAAAAUGCAGCAACGAGUAGAGUGAAGACGCUCAUUCCGAUCAAGUCUGUUGCGGCAUUGAACGGUCUUUCACCGCAAUUUGAUCGUCUUCCAUCCCUCUGUGACGUAAUUGGCAGCACAGGUCUCUAUCCAUAUGCAGUGUCCGACCUAGCAAAUCAGGUAUUCGAGGCGAGGCAGUUCCCUAGGGGAGCUGGGUAUGAAGAGGAUGCAGCGACGGGGAUUGCGGCGUCGGCUUUGGCUUUUGGGUUGUUGGAAAAUGGGCUGGUGUUUGACUCCGAAGAGAGUGUUGAGGUGAAGCAGGGGUUCGCCAUGGGAUGUCCUUCUAAGAUUAGCGUUCGGUUUAGGGAAACUGGUGGUGAUGUUGUUGGUUGUUGGAUUGGAGGUUCUGCUGGUUGGGAUUUCUGA
Molecule: messenger RNA, 906 nt
Organism: Penicillium arizonense
Lineage: Eukaryota; Fungi; Ascomycota; Eurotiomycetes; Eurotiales; Aspergillaceae
Product: PhzF family phenazine biosynthesis protein
Exons: 1
Coding region: 1-906 (301 amino acids)
Biological process (GO): biosynthetic process
Cellular component (GO): cytoplasm
Molecular function (GO): isomerase activity
Source: RefSeq, a predicted model, not a curated record